This is a messenger RNA of Thunnus maccoyii (southern bluefin tuna), 1408 nucleotides long. RefSeq lists its product as uncharacterized. NCBI's taxonomy places the organism in Eukaryota, Metazoa, Chordata, Actinopteri, Scombriformes, Scombridae. The transcript is spliced from 5 exons. The coding region runs from base 344 to 934 and encodes 196 amino acids. The record is from RefSeq and is a predicted model, not a curated record.
AUGUCUCUUGACGUAUUGCAAUGAAUUUCCCAUUAAUGCUGCUUUUCCGCAGAACUUCCUCUUUGAGACAACAAAAGAUAUGAACUGAAGUGACUGCAAGCAUUAAGGAAGUGAUCUAAAUCUAUGUUUGUGUUUCCUACUAAAGACAAUAUGAGCUACAGUAGUAACACGGUAAUGAUGCACUGCUCCUUAAACACCACAUGGUGUCCUCGGAUGCUCUUAAUAAAACCUUAUUGAGUUCAGAUGGUGCCCCUUCACAGGAAACUGCGCCUCCAUUUCAAGUGAAGUGAGAGUGAAAACACCACUUGUUGCAGCACACUCAGUGACAGAUGAAAUGUAAAAGAUGUUCCAGACAGUGCUGCUCAUUAAGCUGCUGUUGGUGCAUUACACAACCCAGAGUCAGACAUAUUAUCAUGCAGACUGCAAUACCGAUGUGUCACUGAAGUGUUCAGAUAACAUUGGCAUGAAUUUCAUCUCAAUUGCAUGGUACAAGUUCAUCAACAAGAAAAAAUGUGGCAUCAUCAGGAGAGGGCCAGGUGAAAACUCCACACAGCGCUACGACUUCACUCGUCCCACCGAGUUUGGAGAGAGUUUCGGGAGUCUGUUUCUACCCAGUGUGACACCUGAAGAUUCGGGGAUCUACGAGUGUGCCAUCAGCGCAAACAUAGGGGGUCAAAAUCUGAAUCACGAAAUCAAUCUGACGGUUCAUGCAUGUAUGACCCAGCCUAACCUGACAACAAGGACAAAUGCAUUGAACGCGACUCAGGAACCUGACCCGCCCUGCCCUCGAAACGAUAAGGACCUGCCAGUUAUGUGGUGCAUUUUUGGCUAUGUGGCAGUCGGCUUCACCAAAAUUAUUUUAUCACUAAUCAGCAUUUGGGUUAUUCAAGCCAUUCGUGUCAGAUCCUCAAGACGAGACCUGUUUAAGUGGUGAAGUUUACUGUCCAAGGGAUCCUGUAAAUACAAAAACAACUCCUUAAAAUCAGCAUUUAGAUACACAUUUACUUUUUCAUACUUUAUUUAUUGUCUUUAACUUGUUUUCAGAGAGAUUGACGUGUGUUUGUGGUAAAACUGAUACUCAGGAUGUAAAAAUAUGCCAUGUUUGCAAAACCAGACUGCCACAAAAGAGGUCAACUCAACCAACAAAGGGUCUAGAGUUUGUCAUAACUUAACAGAAACAGCAAUAAGAAGAUGUAUUGCUUCUGGAGGAACACAGGUAGCCGUACACACCAUGGACACACUGCCCCACAUGUACACAGCAUCUAUUGUAAUAUAUCAUAACUGAAUUCUAAUACAUUACAUAUGAUUUAUAACUAGUUUACUUGUUCAACACUGGACUCUCAUCUAAACAGACUUCUGAUGUUUUAAUGCAACUGUGAUACAUUUAAAUUGUUCAGCUAUAAAAUAU